Molecule: messenger RNA, 4372 nt
Organism: Bufo gargarizans (Asiatic toad)
Lineage: Eukaryota; Metazoa; Chordata; Amphibia; Anura; Bufonidae
Gene: ITGA6
Product: integrin subunit alpha 6
Exons: 25
Coding region: 132-3407 (1091 amino acids)
Biological process (GO): cell adhesion mediated by integrin; leukocyte migration; cell-cell adhesion
Cellular component (GO): integrin complex; external side of plasma membrane
Molecular function (GO): integrin binding
Source: RefSeq, a predicted model, not a curated record
AGCUCAGUCCCAGCACCUGCUGUACAGCCGGAAGCCCCGGAGAAGAGACCUUACCCCCGGGCGGGGUCUGCGCCUAUAAAAGCCCAUCUCUCCGGAGAACAAGGACAGCAUUGAGCACAGGACUGGCACACAUGGCGGGCAGGAUGGCAUGGCUCUACCUGCUGUGCUCGGGGGCUCUGCUGGGCGCGGGGAUCACUGCCUUUAACCUGGAUACUGAGAAUGUCAUCCAGAAGAAGGGAGAACAGGGGAGUCUAUUCGGCUUCUCAUUGGCCAUGCACCGGCAGCUGGAACCCGAGGACAAGAGGCUAUUGCUGGUUGGUGCACCUAGAACAAAGGCCUUUCCUGCACAGAGAGCUAACGUAUCGGGUGGAUUGUUUUCCUGUGAUAUUACGUCUUCUACUCCGUGCUCAAGGGUUGUAUUCGACAAUGCAGUCGACCUGACAUCUGAGAGUAAAGAAAACCAAUGGAUGGGUGUAAGUGUUCAAAGUCAAGGACCAGGAGGCAAAAUUGUGACCUGUGCUCAUCGAUAUGAAAGAAGAAGGUUUGUGAAUACACCCCAAGAAUCUCGGGACAUCACUGGAAGGUGUUAUGUGCUGAGCCAAGACCUCACUAUCACGGAUGAAAUGGAUGGCGGAGACUGGAAUUUUUGUGACGGACGACUCAGGGGUCAUGAGAAGUUUGGGUCUUGUCAGCAAGGUGUUGCUGCAACGUUUACAAAGGACUACCAUUAUGUUGUGUUUGGUGCACCUGGGACAUACAACUGGAAAGGUUUUGUUCGAGCAGAGCACAAAAAUAGUUCAUUCGAUGACCUGUUCAUUUUUGAAGAUGGUCCUUAUGAGACUGGUGGGGAAACAAAACGCAAUCCAGAUUUAGUACCUGUUCCGGCUAACAGUUACUUAGGGUUCUCUUUGGAUACUAGCAAAGGAAUCACCUCGCAAGAUGAAAUGACGUUUGUAUCGGGUGCACCCAGAGCCAAUCACAGUGGAGCGGUGGUUCUCCUGAAGAAGUUUCCACCCAACGAGAGGAUGUUGUCUCCCGAGUUUAUCUUUGAGGGGGAGGGACUGGCCUCUUCAUUUGGUUACGAUGUAGCAGUAGCAGAUCUCAACAGAGACAAGUGGCAGGAUAUAAUUGUUGGUGCACCCCAAUACUUCGAUAAGGAUAACAAAGACAUAGGGGGAGCCAUCUAUGUGUACAUCAAUCAGGAGGGAAAAUGGGGGAAUGUCAAGCCAAUCCGAAUUGAGGGCCCCAGGGAUUCUAUGUUUGGAAUUUCGGUGAAGAAUGUUGGAGACGUGAAUCAAGAUGGAUACCCUGACAUUGCAGUCGGAGCACCAUAUGCUGAUGGUUUCGGAAAAGUCUAUAUAUUCCAUGGCUCAGAAAGUGGCAUCAAUCAGGAACCAUCACAGGUCAUUGAUGGCAGGAACACAAACACCAAAUUCUUUGGUUACUCUGUUGUCGGAAAUAUGGAUCUAGAUAAGAAUUCCUAUCCAGAUAUUGCAGUGGGAUCUUUGUCAGAUUCUAUAAAUGUCUUCAGGUCACGUCCAGUGAUCAGCAUCAAGAAGACAAUUAAAGUGAUGCCGGACAAGAUAGAUUAUAAUAAGAGAAACUGUGUGGUUCCCAGUGGAAUCUGUUUGACGGUGGAGGUCUGUUUGUCGUAUACAGCGCAGCCUAAAGACUACAAUCCAAGAUUAACUCUCGCUUACACCCUUGAAGUUGAAAGUGUAAGACAGAGCCUAGGCCUGUCCUCCAGGAUUGGCAAUUUCUCAGGACCAGUAACAAACACAAUGGAACUCAGAACGCAAAAUCAAGUGAAAUGUUCUGACACCAUUCUCCACCUACAGGAUAACAUUAAGGACAGACUGCGACAGAUUCCUGUGUCUGUUACAGUAGAUAUCAAAAAUGUCCGGCGGAAGAAGAGGCAGAGCACUUCACUGCCAGAACUUAUGCCAAUCCAGAACGCAAAUGAGCCCAAAAAAGUUACUGCAGAGGUUCAGUUUUUGAAAGAAGGAUGUGGAGAAGACAAUGUCUGCAACAGCAAUAUGAAGAUCUCUUACAAAUUUCUCACUAAGGAUGGACCAGACUCCUACACAGAGCUGAAGAGUGAGAACGGUGUUCCAGUUUUGGCACUUCAAAAUCAGAAAGAUAUCGCUCUCGAAAUCACAGUGACAAACAAACCCUCAGAUCCAAACAACCCUAAAAAGGAUGGUGACGACGCCCAUGAAGCGAGACUUGUUGCAGAUCUACCACCCACCUUAUCAUUCUCGUCAUUCAAAGACUCCGCUAAAAGUUCUGAGCGAAAUUUUUUCUGUUCAUCCAACCAAAAUGGAUCCAAAGUGGAGUGCGAGCUUGGAAAUCCUUUCAAAAGAGGUUCCAAUGUGACAUUCUUUCUCAUUUUGAGCACUAGUGGAAUAGCGGUUGACACCAAGGAACUGCAGAUUCCUCUCAUUUUGGAAACAACAAGCUCUCAAGCGGAUCUAGGACCUGCUGUUGCUAAGGCUCGAGUUGUGGUUGAACUUCUUCUCUCUGUAUCUGGGAUUGCGGAUCCUUCUCAGGUGUACUUUGGAGGUAAAGUCCUUGGAGAAAGCGCCAUGAAAACAGAAGAUGAAGUUGGAAGCUUGGUUAACGUUAACUUCACAGUCACUAAUUUUGGACGGCCUCUUAAGUCCCUGGGCACGGCAUUUUUAGAAAUUGAGUGGCCAAAAGAAAUCAGCAAUGGAAAAUGGCUUCUCUACAUUGUAAAAAUAGACUCCAAGGGACUGGAGAAAGUCGCAUGCCAACCAUUUUCUGAAAUUAACAAACUGAAAUUGCUGGAGUCUGGUAAAAGUCGAAACAGACGUGAAAUAGGAGAAAAACAAUCUGAUCCGGAUGGCAAAUCUUUUUCAUUCUUCUCAGAAAGGAAGUACAUGACACUGGACUGUAAUACUCAUGCAAAGUGUGUGACCAUUAGAUGCCCCCUUCAAGGACUGGACAGUAAUGCUGUCAUUAACAUUCGCUCCAGGUUAUGGAACAGCACGUUCCUUGAGGAAUAUUCCAAAAUGAGCUAUCUCGACAUAAUUGUGAAGGCCUCAAUCAGUCUGGACACAACAGCCGACAACAUUAAAUGGACAAAUGAAGCUUACCAGGUGCGUGUUACAGUUUUCCCAGAGAAGACGCAGGUGCAUUAUACUGGAGUACCCUGGUGGAUUGUGCUGGUGGCUAUACUAGCAGGAAUCCUAAUGCUUGCCCUAUUAGUGUUUAUACUAUGGAAGUGUGGAUUUUUUAAACGUUCCAGGUACGAUGACAGUGUCCCGCGAUACCACGCCAUACGGAUCCCCAAAGAAGAGCGCCAAUUCAAAGACGGAAAAUUAAAAGAGAACACUGAAAAAAAGCAAUGGGUCACCAAUUGGAAUGAAAACGAAAGCUAUUCCUAGAAAUGUUAUUUCAUCUUUUGUAUGUUUUUUUUAAAAGUAAGGCUUAAUUUUGUAGGAAGAUGGCACCACAUUGGAUUGGGUAUGUGCCAGACAACAGACUUUAUUGCUUUCUGGAUUUUAAUUCUAAAGCAUAUGUGACUUGCUCUGUGAAAUGGUAUUUCAUUUUGAGUUUCUGAUUUGAGGCUACCUUGUGAACUAUUGAAUUAAAGGGGUCAGCCUGUUAGGACAACCCCUGUUCGUGGACGUCAUUAAGGGGGUCUUGUGCUCGGGACUCACCACUGUAAGCCACAGUUGAAAGCUGCCACGUUUCAGCAGCUCCAAACUUGACUCAUCCAACCCUUCCAUGUAUUACAUGGUUGUCCAAUAAAACGGGCGCCAUGUAAUACUUCAUGUCCCCUGUAGUGGCCGCUGCAGGGCACAUCUGACCGCCGGGCCGUCUUCAUUACAGAAAGGGGUUAUCUUGGUAAGUCAUUUUAUUUGACAUGAUGGUCAUUACUUGCUAAUGAUUUGAUUUCUAGGUGUACAAAGUGUCGGGAAGAAGGGGUGCUAUGUUUUAUUUAAUGCUGAUCUACUGUUAUUAUGCAAUAAUGGAGGCCAGCCACUGAUUUACUUUAAGUGCAUUAAUAAUGUAAAGAGGAUUUUAUAGCUGCUAUAAGACCUUCUUACAAAAGCUGAUGAGAUCUGUGAUCUGUUUGCCUUAAACCACUUACAUCUGUGCCAUAUACCAAAUGAUACGCCUAUUACUUUUUUAAUAUUACCUAUGCAAACUCUUGUUAUACAGUUAUUUCAAUGGCACAUAGUCCUGUUUGCCAAAGUAGGUCUUUGAGUACCUAACAGCAUUGGUGCAGUGUGCCUUUAAAGGGCAUCUGUCAGCAGUUUUGUACCUAUGACACUGGCUGACCUGUUCCAUGUGCGCUGGGCAGCUGAAGGCAUCUGUAUUGGUCCCAUGUUCAUAUGUGCCCGCA